Molecule: messenger RNA, 635 nt
Organism: Hibiscus syriacus
Lineage: Eukaryota; Viridiplantae; Streptophyta; Magnoliopsida; Malvales; Malvaceae
Product: autophagy-related protein 8i-like
Exons: 5
Coding region: 110-466 (118 amino acids)
Biological process (GO): cellular response to nitrogen starvation
Source: RefSeq, a predicted model, not a curated record
UGAAAAGGCGACAUUUUCUCUGUCGGCUUUCUUCUUACAGAACUCUGGGUUUUGUCAGAGACAUAAACAAAGGAGAUUACUUGAUAUUGUUCUUCAAACUCAUCAGUCAAUGGGGAAGCAUCAGCCUUUUCUAGAGGAGAGAACACUUGAGCAACGACAAGAAGAAUCAAAAACUAUUUUAACCAAAUACCCAGAUCGAGUUCCUGUGAUGAUUGAAAGAUAUUCAAUGACAGACCUCCCAGAUAUAGAGAAGAAUAAGUUCCUGGUUCCUCGAGACAUGUCGGUGGGUCAGUUCAUUCACAUUCUAACUAGGAGGCUGCAGUUGAGUCCUGGAAAAGCUCUCGUUGUGUUUGUGAACAACACAUUGCCUCAAACAGCAAGUCUCAUGGGGUCUGUCUAUAGUUCUUUCAAAGAUGAAGAUGGGUUUCUCUACAUGUGUUACAGCACUGAGAAAACUUUUGGCUAAAACUCUCAUCUCUAUCUUUAAACUCCAAUGUAAACAUUGCCAAAUAUAUAUAUGUACAUGUAUAUGUAUGUAUGCAUUGUUCCAAUUGUUUAUAGCUCAACUCAACCCGUUGAUCUGUAAAUGAUGUAACCUUAUUUAAAUAAAAAUGAUGAUUACGUGAUUUGUAAUU